Messenger RNA from Microsporum canis CBS 113480, 1171 nucleotides. RefSeq lists its product as hypothetical. The coding region runs from base 1 to 1098 and encodes 365 amino acids. The record is from RefSeq and is a predicted model, not a curated record. NCBI's taxonomy places the organism in Eukaryota, Fungi, Ascomycota, Eurotiomycetes, Onygenales, Arthrodermataceae. The transcript has a single exon.
AUGAAAUGGUCACUGUCGCUUCGUCGGUGGCAGAGCCUGACAUGCCUCGCUCUUUUUAGCUUCCUAGCCAUCUACGCCUCUGGAUAUUAUCUCACAAGCAUUGCACGCCACAAAACAGACGCUGUGCAUGCACUGGGAUCACAUCGGCACCGGAUCACAAAGCCAACUGGCGCAAUUGUUCCAGGCGUGGUAGAGGCGGGAAAGAAGUAUACUCGUACCCUCGUUGUAGCGAGUCUCCAAAAAGAGAAUACCACCUGGGUCGACGAACUAGAGCACGAUGACCCAAAUCUGAAGGCCGCAGUUUAUAUUGUUGAUAAUUCCACUGCUCCUCUCACGGUGACGAAAAACAAGGGUCAUGAAGUGAUGGUUUAUCUGACACAUAUCAUUGAUCAAUACGAUACCCUCACCGAUAUCUCUAUAUUUAUGCAUGCUCACUUGGUAACGUGGCAUAAUAACGACAUACUGGAUUCGAACUCUGCAAAUAUGGUCAAACGCCUACGGAGCGAGAAAAUUAUUCGUGAUGGCUAUAUGAAUCUUCGCUGCCAUUCGGAGCCCGGUUGUCCAGAUCAUAUCCAUCCAACAACCGGAGGAGAUGACCUUGGGAGCAUACCUGAGGCAGCUGUGAUAGGGAAAUCCUGGCUAGAGUUAUUUCCAGGUACCAGCCUACCCAAAGUGCUCUCACAACCAUGCUGCGCACAAUUUGCAGUGAGUGCCGAUCGGAUACGCAGAAUACCACGGGAGACCUAUAUAUUUUACCGAGACUGGCUCCUCGAGACUCCGUUGUCAGACAGUUUAUCAGGCCGAGUGUGGGAGUAUAUAUGGCAGUACAUCUUUGCAGGGGCGGAAGAACUAUGUCCGGAGGACCAUGUCUGUUACUGCGAGGGAUACGGGGUAUGCUUUAAAGGGAAAUCUGAGUUUGAUUAUUAUUAUGAAAUGUGGUCACUGGGAACCGACAUCCAGGAUCAGGUUAAUGCGCUCAAGACAGAGAAUGGGACCGUGGUCAAAGGAUCGGAGAAGAAAGUUCAGGCUAUGCAAGCAAAAAUAUCGAGACUGAUGGCCGAGAUGGACAAAAUAAAGUCAAGAGUUCUUGGAAAUUGAAAAGUAGCGCAGUUAUGGAUAAAUAAUUGGUAUUGGAGUUAGGAUAUGUUUAACUACUAUUUAUGCUUAAUUU